AUGAAAGAUCUUCUUCAGCCAUAUAAGUUGGGCGAGGACAUCGGGUUGUUUCUCGUAAAUUUCGAAAGAACGUGCGAGAAAGUGCAAUUCCUCCGCGAGACAUGGCCCCAUAAGCUAGUGACGCUACUCCCUUGCGAAGCGGCGGACGUAAUAGCGCGCUUAACAAGAGAGGACGCCGACAAUUACGACCAAGUUAAGGCAGCACUUCUCAAGAAGUAUCGCUUGUCCACGGAAGCAUUUCGCCAACGCUUCCGUCAAGCAUCUAGGAAGCCAUCUCAAUCGUGGCCAGAGUUCGCAUAUAACUUAAAGGCAGAUUUGAUAGAGUGGCUAAAGAGUGCCGGGGCCCACGGAGACCACGAUAAGGUGGUCGAGUGUGUUGCAACGGAGCAGUUCUUCCGGAAGCUCCCUGAUGCCGUGAUGUUCUGGGUUCAGGACAGGCUCAGCGAGCCUAAUCUCAUGAAGGCCGCGGAGCUCGCGAAGGAACACGCGAUGAGAAGAGGCCUGCAAGGUGAUAGCUCAUGCAAGGCGCAGAGGGACAAAGAGGGUAAGAAAGCUUUCUGGUCGAAAAAGAACGAGGUGGGAAAGCCGUUCCCAAGACGGUUCGCUAGCGAGGGGUCUUUCCAGAAACCUAAAGAAACGGAAGUCGAGGCAGCGAACAGGAAAGUUGGCUACCAGCCGAAACCAAACAGCGAAGGCAGCAAGGUCUUCAAAAAAAGGAGACCAUCUAUUUGUUUUAAUUGCAAAGAGCCGGGCUACUUUGCGGCCAGCUGCACAAAGAAAGUGGCUUUCCACUAUGUCUGUGACAGCGAAGACAACGAGAGGUUGUUAGAGCCCUACACGCGACAAAUGCUAGUAAAUGGCAAAGAAUGCCGUGUGUUGCGAGACUCAACCGCGACGAUGGACGUCGUACACCCUAUACGUACGUGCGACCAGAGGAGUACACUGGAGACUGCGCUUGGAUUCGACAGGUGGUAG
Messenger RNA from Ixodes scapularis (black-legged tick), 975 nucleotides. RefSeq lists its product as uncharacterized. NCBI's taxonomy places the organism in Eukaryota, Metazoa, Arthropoda, Arachnida, Ixodida, Ixodidae. Gene Ontology annotation, molecular function: nucleic acid binding; zinc ion binding. The record is from RefSeq and is a predicted model, not a curated record. The coding region runs from base 1 to 975 and encodes 324 amino acids. The transcript has a single exon.